AUGCUCCUGGACGAACAGCGCCAGAUCCACGAGGACCUCGAGCGCCUCGAGGAUGCCAUUGCAGAGCUCCUUCUUGACGACCCUCCACACAUUCGCGAUCGUCUCGCACGUGAUCACGACAUCGCGCGAUACCUCGCACAGCUAGAAACACAGUCCGGCCGGUUACUGGCUAUCUACAAAGAUGCCGAGGGCAAGAGGGAGGAGGAGGUACGCAACCUCACUCAUGGCGACCCUAUGGAGUCGUUCAUGAAGGAUAUUGCGAAUAUCAAAGAUUUCCAUCGCCGGUACCCCAACGAGCCUGUCGAGAACCUAGAGAAGGCGUACAAGAAGCGGUCGCCCGAAGACCACAUACAGUCGAUUGCCGCCAUCGAUGCCAUGUUCACUGGAGAGGAGGGGUUCGGUCGAUUCUUCGAUUUGACUACACUUCAUGAACAAUACCUGAACCUGUCUAUUCAUCAGCACGCGCGCCGCCUGACCUAUCUACAGUAUCUCGACCUCUUCGACGUCUUCACCGGGCCACAAAGCAGCGUUCGCCGUGACCAGAAGAAGUCAGAGCCUUAUUUCCAGUAUUUGAAAGCAUUGCAGGAGUAUCUCGAGAGCUUCAUGCGCCGAACAAAGCCCCUGGAGAACCUCGAUAAGCUGUUCGCCAGCUUCACCAAGGAGUUCGAGGAGUUGUGGGAAAAGGACCAGAUUCCCGGAUGGGAGAAGACUGCGCCAUCAUCGGCGCCCACAAAUGGCGACGCGCCAGGCGAGGGCAUCUGGUGCGCUGCAUGCCAAAAGGGUUUCACCAAAGAGACGGUCUUCGAGGCGCAUUUGACAGGCAAGAAACACAAGAAGGCUGUUCAGGCGAGCGAGAACGCCAGCGCCCCAGCACAGACAAAUGGUGCAUCAUCAGACAUUCAACGUUUCAAGGAGCGGGCCGUCGCUGAGCGCGAGUUCAAGAUCAAGAAGCUGGCCGCCGCCAUGCAGACGGAGCGUGGUGACACCAAAGUCAACGUCGAGCGCAAGCAGGGUAUGACGGAGCGCGAAAGACAGCAAGAGCUUGACCAGCUAUACUCCGAGCAGCCCGCAGAAGGCGCGAAUGAUGACGACGAUGAAUCAGACGGCGAGGACAAAAUCUACAAUCCGCUCAAGCUGCCUCUUGCAUGGGACGGCAAGCCGAUUCCCUACUGGUUAUACAAACUCCACGGUCUUGGUGUCGAGUUUCCAUGCGAGAUCUGCGGUAACUUCGUCUACAUGGGACGCCGCGCUUUUGACAAGCACUUCAACGAGCCGCGCCACAUUCACGGCCUGAAGUGCCUUGGCAUCACCAAUACGACGCUCUUCCGCGAGAUCACCAGCAUUCAAGAAGCAGAAACCUUGUGGAAGAAAAUCCAGAAGGACAAGAAGAAGGAGAAGACAGCGGCGGACAACGUUGUCGAGAUGGAGGACACAGAAGGCAACGUCAUGCCUGAAAAGGUCUACCGCGAUCUGGCUGCCGCCGGCAUGCUCUGA
Molecule: messenger RNA, 1494 nt
Organism: Boeremia exigua
Lineage: Eukaryota; Fungi; Ascomycota; Dothideomycetes; Pleosporales; Didymellaceae
Product: splicesome-associated protein
Exons: 2
Coding region: 1-1494 (497 amino acids)
Biological process (GO): mRNA splicing, via spliceosome
Cellular component (GO): nucleus; spliceosomal complex
Molecular function (GO): zinc ion binding; RNA binding
Source: RefSeq, a predicted model, not a curated record